This is a messenger RNA of Drosophila kikkawai, 895 nucleotides long. NCBI's taxonomy places the organism in Eukaryota, Metazoa, Arthropoda, Insecta, Diptera, Drosophilidae. The record is from RefSeq and is a predicted model, not a curated record.
AAGUCAUCUACGUCGGCAUUCAUAUACGUUUCGUCAGUAUUCAUUCACAAUCAAGACAGUACGGUCAGUAAAAUAAUAAUUCGAAAAUUUUCAAAUCUUAUAAGAAGCGUAAAGCGAAUAACUUGUUUUUGAAAUACCAAUGGGGGAGGGCGAAAAAAAGGCCUUCAGAUUGUUUCUGCGGGAGUACAUUAAAGUGCAUCCCGGCAUGGAACGAGAAGACUUAAACUGGAAAGGAAUCAAUGCGUGGGGCAGGCUGAACCCUUCGCAAAAGGAGAUGUUUGUGGAGAAAUCUACGUUUGAAGGGCCAAAGGAAGCGAAGCCCAACGUCAUUCAAGUACCUCCCCUCGAUCCUAAUGGUAAUAAAGCAGAAAAAAAUGAAGAUCCCAAAAAUCCAAGUCUCGAUCUCAAUGUAAUUCCUAAUUAUUUCCGUAAUCUUAUUCCGUACCUCAAUGAUGUUGAUCCGGAGGAAAUACCCCAAAAAGAGGAAAGUCAGGUGCAGAAAAAGGUAACUAUACCUCGUAUCUCCAUCGCCGCUGCACGUAAAAGAAAACAAGCAACAAAAAAACGGGCAACAAAAACAAUCAAGAAGAUAGCCGAAAAAGGGAAAAAAAGGGCAACGAAAAAGUCUCCUAAGAAGUUGCCAAAAAAGAAAAGAUCGCCUAAAAAGGCACAAAAAAGGGUACCGAAACCAACAUAAAAUAAGGAAUAUUGGGGAAAGAGAAUAUGGGGGAUUUCAAGAAGCCUGCGAACCCUAACAACUGUAAUGUAACCAAACUUUUUAUGGGACUUCUAUGAAUAUGCGGAUUUGGGAGAUUACUUUAGGACUCGUGACUUGUAUUUCUACAUGUAUUUGGGCCAAUCUAAAAUUUAAAUUAAAAAUUAAAUUAUAUGUAAA